Psilocybe cubensis is the source of this 1509-nucleotide messenger RNA. RefSeq lists its product as uncharacterized. Lineage: Eukaryota; Fungi; Basidiomycota; Agaricomycetes; Agaricales; Agrocybaceae. Bases 1 to 1509 code for a protein of 502 amino acids. The transcript has 5 exons. The record is from RefSeq and is a predicted model, not a curated record.
AUGCCGUCGUUUCGGAUUCCUGCGUUUUUCCGCCCUCGUCACUCUUUUAAUCGUUUACGCUCCUUUCACCUUUCGCCAGAUCAGGUAUCUGGGCUGGCGACCACACAAGCCCCAGUGGGUGGCACAAUAACCCCGGAACUCAAACAGAACUCCAAUGGAAUAGUUGAAAAAAUGCGUACAACUUCCAUCAAGUCGAAGAGAUCCAUUGCCCUGGCUCCUCGCCCCUCCAACUUGUCGAUACCUCUUCGUGGUAGUACCAUCGUAAAGCUCGCCGUUGUGACGUCCUUAUUCUUCAUUAUGUCCAUUUCAAUGGCUUUUCUUGGCGCCGACCAGGACGAACCUUUUUUCAAGCGCACCCUGAACGAUGUGGCCACCAAUUCUCCUGGGGUGGUUCUCGUUGGCGAAAGCGUUGAUGUCGACAUCGAUGAGCCGUCGAUAACCAUACGUUGGUCAAUCGUAGCAUGCGGUGAAGCCUUUAUGCUUCCUGGCACUGCUGGUGCUCAUGGAAGUGGUUCGUGCGGACUGCCCGCUUCUCCUAUUCAUUUCUUUGUGGAUAGCGAUAUCGCGCCAACCGCUACAUACGAUCCAACUACAAUACCAUUUAAUAAAGAUACGGGCUUGCGCAGGAGUAUCCAAAAUCUUGUGCAAUUUGAUAGUGAUCACGUCCUCGAUGUACACGAAGCACGCUUGUACCCUUUCGAUAAUUAUGUGCUUUCAAGCACAAUUCGCGCAGCUUCAUUCGAUAACCAAACCAUCCCUAUCCAAAAGAUCGCCACCAUCGAUGUUACAUCUAGUUUUGAUAUCCUGACUAUUGACGUCGAGAGUUUCUCAACGACUGGGAAUGGCGCUCAACAAGUCAGCCGGGACAUCGAUAUGCACGUCAGCCGACCAAACGGAGCCCGUUUCUUCACCCUGCUACUGUUCGCCAUAAGCUGGUUGUUAACACACGUAACAAUUGGACAUGUUAUGGUUGCUCGCAGGCUUUUUGGGAUGAGAAAUAUACUUCCCCACCUCGUCUCGUCCGGUGCAAUCCUGAUUGCCAUCCCUCAGCUGCGCAAUAGUAUGCCAGAUGCUCCCGGACUAGAUGACUGUAUCGGCUUCUUCCCUCAAAUGAUAAUUGUCUCUAUAUCGACAAUUAUUUUGCUCCUUAUUCUUGUUGUUCGUGAAAUGGAUAACAUGUCACAUCCUCCUCCUCGGCCAGCACCAGUGGUAUUCCCUCCUAGACCACCACCGACAGUGUUUCCCCCGAUUCCUAGAAGUCCCUCAGUACAAACUCAAUUUUCUCGUCCACCCCGGUCACCUACGGCGAAUUCUUCUUCUAAGGAAAUCUCUCAGUGGGAGAUGCACCGAAUGCUGAAACACCUGAAGGGCGAGUUUGUAUUCCCACCCGUGAAACCCUCCCAUCGCAUCCAACCAUCUGACAAGAGCAGUCCCUCACAUCGGAGGAUAAAGACUAUGUCGAAGAUCAUGGAGGCUGGCGAAGUCUCCCACUGGUCCGAAGACGAAUGA